AUGAACGUGUUGGAGCUUAAAGCGUGCAAGGAAGACAUACCAACCUUCAGAAAGCAGGUCAAUGACCACGAAGAUGCCGUCCUUGCCCUCGAAACCACCGUCCGCUCCCUCCUCAAACUGUCCAAGGCAAGCGUCGAGUUGGCCGAAGAGUACAGUGCUCGUCAAAUCCAGAUGGCCGAAGAGAUGAUGACCGUCGCACAGUCUCAGCGUGGGCAUGAUUUUGUUGUCAUCUAUGGAGGCGUUCUCGCACGCGAUCCAGGAUCUGGAGAGGAAUCGAUCGAUGAUGGUACCGUCAACACUGCAUCACAGCGGACAAAGGAAGGACACGGAUACUGGAUGCACGACGACGGAAUUGAUGCUGACAUGCAUAACACUCAAAUUACACAGAUGUUUAUCGAACCCAUGGAGACCUUUCUUAAUCAGGAAUUGCUUCCUACCAAGGUCAGUGCGUCAAUUUAUAAGGAGGCGAGAAAGUCCUUCCAAAAGGCAAGCGACGAUGUCGAUGUGGCACUGCACCGGUACAUGACCAGGAGGACGCGCGAUCAGUCCAUUCCAGAGGCUUCUAAGGAUGUCGCGGAUGCUAGGAAAAAGUUUCAUGUGGAAUAUGUUGACUACUGCAUCAAGCUGAACGAACUUCAGGCAAAGGAGAAAUUCGAGUUCACGGAACACAUCGUGACCUACAUGUAUACCCUCAGCUCCUUCCACCAUCGCGGAUUCGACGUCCUGAGCCAAGUCGAACCUUCCAUGUCUUCAAUCACUGAGAAUAUUCAAGGAACCAGAUCUCGCUUUAUCGAAGAAAAGCCCAUCGUCAAGGCAUUGAGAGACGAGACCCUGAACAUUGGAAACGAAAUGUACUACCCUCUUCGACCAUUUGGCGCUCCGGAAUCUGUUCGCACCCACGCGACCACCAAAGCAGGAUACUUGUACAAGAAGGGACAUCAGAGAGUUUUGCCAUCAUGGAACAGGCGCUACUUUGAGAUCGAAGGAGAGCUGCUGAGCUACUGCACCAGAGGCCAGAUCCCUAGCAAGACAGAGAGCGAAUCCAACAUGGUCAUCAACCUUCGCGUCUGUACAGUCAAAGUCAUUGAGCAUGGCGAUCGCCCUCAUCUAUUUGAGGUCAUCUCGCCCAUGCGGGUGCAUGUAUUGCAGGCUGAGAAUGUGGAGGAAAUGAAGGAGUGGGUGCACUGCCUGCAGAAUGCUAUCACUGCUGCCCACAACUCGGAUCAGGCACCAGAAGUCAGAGGAUUUGGAAACAACAACAGGGAAAAGAACGAACCCCUCUUCCCUCAUAUCGGAUCACCCAACUUGAACGGAAACACUGAUCAGGACAAGCAACUGCUUCUUCAAGUCCGCAAGAUCCCUGGAAACGAGGUCUGCGCCGACUGCAAGUCCCUCAGUCCUAUGUGGGCGAGUGUCAAUCACGGAAAUGUGUUGUGUAUCGAGUGUUCAGGAAUUCAUCGCAGCUUGGGAGUGCAUGUCAGCAAAGUUCGAUCCCUGAACCUGGACAAGUGGGAGACCGAGACCGUCGGGAUCAUGCUUAAGCUGGGUAACGAAAAGACAAACAAAAUCUUUGAGGCCAGGAUUUUGAGUGGUGAUGAGGAGCGCCGGAUCUCCAUCAACUCAGACAGAGCGGAGAAGGAACGCUUUAUUAUGGCCAAAUACAUUAAAAAGGAGUUCAUUGCAACGGGCGACGACAAGAAAGAGUUUUUGAAGCGCUCGGUGCAUGAAGCCUUCUGGGAUGCCAUGGAUGUAUCGGACUUUUGCGAGGCGUUACGCUGCUUGGCAUUGGGCGCCAAUGUCGACCACCGCAACGACGACCAUGGAUCAAUGACACCCCUCCACCGCGCUAUUGUUCGCAGGGACGAUAUUGCCGUUGAGUUUUUGUUCCAGUGGUUCUGCGACAUCAAUGCUGUCGACGGCCAAGGUUGGAGCGCCCUGCACCACGCCGUUGCUAAUGAUAGCCCAAAGCCAUUGGCGCACCUCAUCAAGAAACACGCCAAAUACGACAUUCGCAACCGGAACGACCAGACCCCUCUGGAUCUCGCGAAAUCAUUGGAAAAGAGCGAGGCGCUGAUUGUGCUGCAGAUCUACCAGUUCGAACACCAGCAGACGGAGCAAACACGACCCUCGAGCGCACAGUCAGGAAAUAUGUCCAACUCGACGACCCUGUAUCACGCAUACGUCCCCUCGCCACCGCCCUCUCUACCAGGAUCCUCCUCCUCUCCAGCAUCGCUCGCCGACGCCGCAGGAUUCGGCGCGGCAGACCCAGCCUCCAUAGGCUCAACUUCUAACGGCAUCUUGCCACCAUUGAUGCACUCUGCCACCGCAUCCUUCUCGAGCACCAACAGUUUACCUACCACUGCCAUGUCAACACUGUCCCUGGCCAGCUCUGUCGCCACCACAACCUCUACAACUGCAAGCAGUAUUGCGGCCAGUUACAUGACCAAGGAUGGCAAACCCAAUCUUUCAGCGCGGAACAGCACAGGAACUUCGCUGAGCUCUGCAUUCACAAGUGCUACCGCUGGAGCUUCUGCCACCCCUGCAAGAUUCUCGAUGGCUGACUCGCGUUCAUUAGCUGGCGCCAUGGCGUCGGCGGCUGUUGCGGGAGGUAACCCUUGGGCGGAGGAUUUGGAAACUGCCAAGGCGACCAUGCUUCAGGGAGCCAAGGACUUGGCGCAGGACUUUACGGGCGUUGAGGCGACUGCCAUCAAAGAGGAGGAGGAAACUGCUUAG
Linnemannia hyalina is the source of this 2733-nucleotide messenger RNA. The record is from the annotation of a GenBank genome assembly. NCBI's taxonomy places the organism in Eukaryota, Fungi, Mortierellomycota, Mortierellomycetes, Mortierellales, Mortierellaceae.